Molecule: messenger RNA, 835 nt
Organism: Danio aesculapii
Lineage: Eukaryota; Metazoa; Chordata; Actinopteri; Cypriniformes; Danionidae
Gene: pierce1
Product: piercer of microtubule wall 1
Exons: 3
Coding region: 7-441 (144 amino acids)
Biological process (GO): axoneme assembly
Cellular component (GO): axonemal microtubule
Source: RefSeq, a predicted model, not a curated record
CGCAUAAUGUCUCAACAUUCAUUCAACACAAACACAAACGAAAUAAUGGACGACCAUUCAGCGAAAGAAGAGACAACAGAGCCUGAAGAGUCUAAUACACCUGAAAUAAAGACAAGCGAUGUGUACAAAGUGGAUAAAAACUUACCGUCUCGCUUUAAUAACCCGGACUGUUUCAGAUACAGCCACAAAACUAUCAAUCCUCUGUACCAAACAACAAAUCAAACAUAUGGAAGGAAAAAACCAACAGUUCACGAAAUGCCGACAUCUUUUAAUGGAAGUCGACACAGGUUUUCGGAGCAUCUACUGAAAAGUGGCAUGUACAGGGACAAUGGCUUCAACACCAUGCUGGACAAGAGUCGACUCUCCAGACCCAACGAAACGUCUGUGUUUUACGAUAGAAUCAAUUUCCAUUCCUUAUAUCACAUGGCUGGGAAAUCUUAGUAAAACAAGCCAUACUAUUUUAAUGAUUGUAUGGUUUGGAUUGGCAUAAUUGAUUUUGAACAGCCAUCUAAGUGCUUUUUUUAUUCUUUUUAUAAAAAUAAAGGGAUAGUUCACCCAAAAUUUUUUUAAAUUCUGUCAUAAUUUACUCUGUCAUUCUUCUGUUGAACACAAGACUUUUUUUGAAAAACACUGAAAAUCAUUGAUUUCCAUAGUAUUUUUUCCUACUAUGGGUGUCAAUAGUUAAUGUUUUUAGAAUUCUUCAAAAUAUCUUCUUUUGCGAUCAACAGAAGAACUAAACUCCACUUGAGGGUGAGUAAAUAUAAUUUUUUUGAUGUACUAUCCCUUUAAAUCAACGAACAGAUGUUUAGUUCCCAGGGAUUUGGAAUGGCACGAA